Uncinocarpus reesii 1704 is the source of this 3732-nucleotide messenger RNA. RefSeq names its product DNA-directed RNA polymerase I polypeptide 2. The record is from RefSeq and is a predicted model, not a curated record. Gene Ontology annotation, biological process: DNA-templated transcription. Gene Ontology annotation, cellular component: nucleus; RNA polymerase I complex. Bases 1 to 3732 code for a protein of 1243 amino acids. Gene Ontology annotation, molecular function: DNA-directed RNA polymerase activity; ribonucleoside binding; DNA binding. NCBI's taxonomy places the organism in Eukaryota, Fungi, Ascomycota, Eurotiomycetes, Onygenales, Onygenaceae. The transcript has 2 exons.
AUGGCGUCUUCCACCAAAACAGACUGGUCCGUCCAGUACGACACUCUCAGGCGAGAACGGCUGUUCCGAAACCCGCCAAAGGACCAUACCGCGUACCCCAUGCUAGCGGCUGCCGUGCGGCCCCAUAUCGAUUCCUUCAACGCCCUCUUCGACGACGGCAAGGUCCUCGAAGCUGCGCUAAAAGACAUUGGCACCAAGACCUUCCUCGACGGUGUUCCAGAGACCCCGGAGCUAAGGAGGGCAAGGCGGGAGGAAGGUAAAAAAGCUCCGCGAAGGAACAGGCUGAGUGUGCGCAUCACGGAGUUGUUCUUGGAGAAAGCGGUGCUGCCGGCUUCGAACAAGUUCAGCCCUCGGAACCGUGAGAUUUUCCCCGCGGAAUGUCGCGAGAGACACGCCACAUAUCGUGGCAGGUUGAGGGCGAGAGUCGAGUACAAAGUCAACAAUGGGGAUUGGAAAGAGUCUGUUCGGGAAUUGGGCCAGGUUCCCAUUAUGCUACGGACAAAUAGAUGCCACCUGGAAAAGCUCUCGCCGUCUCAAUUGGUGGAACGCAAGGAAGAAUCCGAGGAAUUAGGCGGAUACUUCAUCGUCAACGGCAACGAGAAGCUCAUCCGAAUGUUGAUCGUGUCGCGAAGAAAUUUCCCAAUGGCCAUUAUUCGAAACUCCUUUACCAAACGUGGGGCCACUUAUACCAAGUACGGUGUGCAGAUUCGAUCUGUCAGACCGGAUCAGACGUCUCAGACAAACGUCCUUCAUUAUCUCAGCGACGGCAACGUCACGUUCAGAUUCUCUUGGAGGAAGAAUGAAUACCUCGUCCCAGUUGUGAUGAUCCUGAAGGCUCUGAUUGAGACCAACGACCGAGAAAUCUUUGAGCGCCUGGUCGGACGAGAGGGUUCGUUGGGAAUGAAAAACACUUUUGUCACAGACCGCAUGGAGCUGCUUCUACGAACUUACAAGGCCUACGGAGUCCAUUCCAGAUCCAAAUGCCGAGCUUACUUGGGCGAGAAGUUCAGAUACGUCCUAGGCAUGUCGGAGAAUGUGCCAGAUGAGGACGUUGGCACUGAAUUCCUCCGCAAAAUCGUGCUCCCCCAUCUUGGGAAUCAAAACGUUACCGAGUCUCAAGACAACGACAAAUUCAAUAUGAUCCUCUUCAUUAUUCGAAAGCUUUACACUCUAGUGGCCGGCGACUGUGCGCCUGACAAUCCUGAUGCUGUCUCCAACCAGGAAGUCUUACUCGGAGGUUUCCUGUACGGAAUGAUCCUCAAGGAACGUCUGGAGGAAUGGCUGCGCUCCAUCGGGCCUAUAGCACGGGACUGGAGUAACAAGAACCUAGGCCUGCCGUUUACUGACGCGAGAUUCGAGAAGGAUUUCAUUAGUCGCAUAGUCGCCAGGACCAAUGAAAACAUCGGUGGAGCUUUGGAAUACUUCUUAUCGACCGGAAAUCUUGUCAGUCCUACCGGGCUUGAUCUCCAGCAGCCAUCCGGGUACACUAUCAUGGCCGAAAAGAUCAACUUUUACCGAUUCAUCAGUCACUUCCGCAUGAUCCAUAGAGGUAGUUUCUUUGCCCAGCUGAAGACAACCACGGUUCGAAAGCUUCUACCGGAAAGUUGGGGUUUCCUGUGCCCGGUGCAUACUCCUGACGGCAGUCCCUGUGGUCUUUUGAACCAUCUUGCCCACAAGUGUUUAAUAGCAACGAGCAAUUUGAACGUCGCCGGCGUCCCUGAGGUGCUAUCAAUCCUUGGAGUUGGCUCCGAGUCCUCCUCUUCGACAGAAGAGAGUGUUGCCGUAUCGUUGGACGGCAGGAUAGUCGGAUAUUGCUCCCCCAAGCAAGCUCGCGUGAUCUCCGAUACCCUUCGACAUUGGAAAGUCGAGGGACAUCCGAAGAUCCCUGUUGAGCUUGAGGUGGGCUAUGUUCCCAACUCGAACGGUGGUCAAUAUCCCGGGGUCUAUCUCUUCUCUCAAUGUGCGCGAAUGUACAGACCCGUGAAAUACUUGCCACUAGACAAGUUAGACUACGUUGGUCCUUUCGAGCAACCGUUUAUGGAGAUUGCAUGUGUACCCUCCGAUAUCAUGUCAGGCAUCUCCACCCAUGUUGAAUUUGACCCGACCCAUAUCCUCUCGAUUCUCGCCAAUAUGACUCCAUUCUCCGAUUUCAACCAGUCACCGCGUAACAUGUACCAGUGCCAGAUGGGUAAACAAGCAAUGGGUACGCCUGGAACAUCGAUAGAUUAUCGAACAGACAACAAACUCUACAAACUGCAGACUGGCCAGACGCCAAUUGCCCGACCUCCGCUAUACAACGCCUAUGGCUUGGACAACUUCCCUAAUGGAAUGAACGCCGUCGUAGCUGUUAUUUCAUAUACGGGCUACGACAUGGACGACGCUAUGAUCAUCAACAAAUCAGCGCAUGAACGUGGUUUUGGGUAUGGAACAAUCUACAAAACAAAAAUCUACCCACUUGACGAUAAAGAGGCGCGUGGUCGCGGCAAGUCGAAACGCGAAAUCAAGAAGCUAUUUGGAUUUGCACCAGGAGGACUUGUCAAGGCUGAAUGGCGCAACCAACUUGGCGAAGACGGCUUGCCUCACGUUGGAGGAAGGGUGAAGGACGGCGACCUGGUUGCAGCAUGGCACACAGUCCAGUAUGACCCGGCUGCGGAGACGUACCUCAAUGUGGACAAGGAGACGCAUUUCCUCAAAUACAAGGACGCCGAAGAGGGCUACAUCGACAGCAUCCGAAUCCUUGGUUCCGAAACAGGCAAUGAGCCUUGUCAAGCUAUCAGCAUCAAAUAUCGCAUCCCCCGUAAGCCGAUUAUCGGAGACAAAUUCUCCUCUCGCCACGGCCAAAAAGGUGUAUGCUCGCAGCUCUGGCCCGCUGUCGACAUGCCAUUCUCGGAAUCCGGUAUCCAGCCCGACAUCAUCAUCAACCCCCACGCGUUCCCAUCUCGCAUGACAAUCGGCAUGUUUGUCGAAUCCCUCGCCGGCAAAGCGGGCGCCCUCCACGGCCUCGCGCAGGACUGCACGCCCUUUCAGUUCUCCGAGGAGUACACGGCGGGCGACCACUUUGGCGAACAGCUCCGCAAAGCCGGCUACAACUUCCACGGCAACGAGCCCAUGUACUCGGGCGUCACGGGCCGCGAGUUCGCCGCAGACAUCUACCUCGGCGUCGUCUACUACCAGCGACUACGCCACAUGGUCAACGACAAAUUCCAAGUCCGCACCACCGGCCCCGUGAACGCGCUGACGGGCCAGCCCGUCAAGGGCCGCGCCAAGGGCGGCGGCAUCCGUGUCGGCGAGAUGGAGCGCGACGCGCUGCUCGCCCACGGCGCGGCGUUUUUGCUCCAGGACCGCCUGAUGAACUGCUCCGAUUCGACGCGCGCCUGGCUGUGCCGGACGUGCGGCUCGUUCCUGUCGACGCAGGUCGCGGUCUCGCAGCUGCUUUCGCCGCAUAAGAAUCCCGCCAUGGAGGCCGUGGUCAAGUCGAGCAGCGUGGCGGUCGCGAAGCCGACGGGCGGCGUGAGCGCGUUGGGCGGCUUGUCGGGGAUUGUCCGGUGCAGGAGGUGUGCGCGGGACGCGGUGUUUGACGAUCCGCGCGCUGAAGUGUGGGAAGAUGGGUCGGGGAGGAGAUUUGUUGGCGGCGAUCAGACGACUGUUGUGGCGGUGCCGGGGGUGUUGAAGUAUCUGGAUGUUGAGCUGGCGGCGAUGGGGGUGAGGAUGAAAUUUCAUGUUGAUAAUUAA